UCAUGUUCAACAGUCAAACAGGAAGACGUCGCGUGCAGGGACCACCUAAUGGGAUUAUUCGGCAACUUAUUUUAAAAUUUAUUAAUUGUUUCUAGUUUAAGAAAGUCCUACUUCCUCAAAGUGGACAUUUUGGGUUUUUUAAUAAAAACGUGGAAGUUUUUGAAAGAAUUUUUGGACAUGCCGGUGGAGUUUGGCGAGAGACCGGAUAAGAGGAAGGGAGACGACCGGGAGACAGUUGAGCGGAUUUAAAGGAGGAGAUCCUCCCAUACAGCAAACCUGUGGCGCCGUGGACAGAAACACGCGCAGCUUUGAGUCAUUGCCGUGUCUGGAGAUUGUUUUUGUCGCUAACAGCUGCGUCGUUUGGGGAAGUUUUAAUGAGUCGAGGAAUUCUUUUCCGCAAAUGACGUGGAACAGCACGAUGAGCAGUGGCUACAGCAGCUUAGAGGACGACUCUGAAGAGUACUUUUUCACGGCCAGGACCUCUUUCUUCAAAAAACCUUCCGGAAAAGUCACAGAGAUCAAGGAUGUGGAGAAGGAGCGAGAGAUCCGUACUGAGUUCAGCACGGAGGAAAUCAGGCAGAGGAUCACGCAGUACAACGCACUCACCAGAGACUACCUGAAAAUGACGCUGAAUCCUAGCUCUGUGUACACGGGUUUCAUCAAGGUCACGAUAGAUCUGAGGAGGCCGGUGACGGUGCGGGGGGGUCAGAAAGGAGGCGUGACGCAGGAGGCCUUCUAUCUGACCCGAGGAGUGGACAAAACCCUCCACAUCAGCUCCGAGAACACCGUCAAACAGGUGAUCGUGGCUCUGCUGAACAAGUUCAUGGUCGCAGACAACCCAGCGAAGUUCGCCCUGUACAAGCGUUACCACCGAGAGGAGCAGGUGUAUGUGUGUAAGCUGGCGGACGGUGAGAAGCCGUUGUUUCUUCGUCUGGUGGCUGGACCCGACCCCAGCAUGCUCAGCUUCGUCCUGAGAGAGCAGCAGAGCGGAGAAGUGAUGUGGGACGCCUUCUCCAUCCCCGAGCUGCGUAACUUCCUGCAGAUCCUGAAGAAGGAGGAGGCGGAGCAGAGGGAGACGAUUAUCCGGCGUUAUGAGUCGUACCGACAGAGACUGCAGGAGGCCCUGAACGAGCUCAGAGGACCUCCUUAGACCCUUUCACCUCCACCAUGCAGGACUGCUGCUCCUCACUCGUUAGAGGAGAUGCUGUUUCUUUGAUUUUCCUUAGAGGAGAAAUGUUUUCGGUGGCGGGAGGGAUGUGAAGCCGAGGGAGACGAGAGGAUCCAGAUCAAGGGACGAGCUGAGGACAGCGGGGGGACGGCACAUGAAGGACAAAUAAACAGACUGGAUAUAAACCCACCUUCAGACACCAAAGAUUGACUCGUCUGUGCCGUUUUUCACUUCUCCUCCCUCUCCUCUGUCCUCCAUCCUUCCUGCAGCUCCUCUCAUCCUUCUUUCACUUUUUAUUCUGCAAACUUGUGAAAGACUCAACGCCAUCAUUUGGGUUCAAAUUUUUUGUUUUAUUUAAUUUGUUUUAAAUGUUUGUAUAUAUUUUUUCUUAAUUUAUAUGGGUGAAGCUUUUAUAUUUUUAUUUUUCAAAAAGAAAAAAGUCAGUUCRUUCUACAGAGAGAGAACGUUAUUUUUUUGACACAGAGAAUAGAUGCAGAAACAUCAGACAAUUUAAAUUCACUUACUGGUUCAGAAAAUAGUUUUCUUUACCUGACUGGAAGUUGUACUCUGGUGCAGUUUGUUGAAAAGGUUGAGAAAUAUGGAGUCCCAAAUGUGCCAAAAUUCAUUUUUUUAUUUGUGGAAAUGAAAAAAAUAUUGCUAUUCUUAUUAAAAUCAGAGUUAAAUUAGAUUUGGUGGGACACAUAUAAAAAGUAAAGUUCUUUAACUUGUUUUUGUUUUAAAAAUGCAUCAUUUUACAUUUUUAAUAAGUACUCAUACUGUUUAUGCUCUUAUUUUUUAUGUAGUAAAGUUAAACGUUUCAUCAUCAAACUCUUUAAAUAUACAUAAAUAUAUAUAAUUAGUCUGUUUUUUAAUAGAAUAUAUGUUCACUUUAAUGCUUAGGUUAUUUGUCGUGUUAAUUUUGGCACAUUUCUGCCUCCAUAUUUCUGUUUGUUUUGCCUAACACAGAUUAAGGUACAGAGAAACAGAAGUCAGAUUGUAGAUGUGGGUACUGACACAGGAGGAGGUUUUAAAAGGAAAGAUGAACAGAUGCAGAGUGUUUGAGCACAGUUAGUAUAGUCGGGACAAGAGUUAGUUUAAACAAAGUUUGUGUGUUUGWUUGAUGRAGACUGAACUGACCGGACCAGUUUGGUUUUUAAAGGACUCCUCUUUGACCCGGCYAGGUCAGAGGAAGGAGCAAAGAGAAGUUGUUUUUGGUUUCUGGAAGUCGACUGAGCGUUGUAGAGGAAGUAGAAUAGAAACAUUAGAUGGAGGCAGGAAGAAAAUCAGAAGAGGAGAGGUUUUGUUUUUGUAAAACAGUGAAAGAUUGUUAA
Molecule: messenger RNA, 2499 nt
Organism: Austrofundulus limnaeus
Lineage: Eukaryota; Metazoa; Chordata; Actinopteri; Cyprinodontiformes; Rivulidae
Gene: rassf3
Product: Ras association domain family member 3
Exons: 6
Coding region: 401-1150 (249 amino acids)
Biological process (GO): signal transduction
Cellular component (GO): cytoplasm
Source: RefSeq, a predicted model, not a curated record